AGCGAAUCAAUCAGAAUGGAGACAAGGAAAGGAGGAGAGGCGAAAGAGAGAUUUUCGAGCGCAUCGCACUGCCGCAUAAACAAUUGAUCCGCUGGACUGGAUGAGCAACCUUUCUCUGGAAAGGAAUAGUGAAAAGCCAUGUCACUUGGAACUGUCAGCUUACUGACUUUUAGUAAGACCACUUGACUUUGGUAAGCGAAAUUAGAUUAUUUAGGCAUGGUUGCAACCAAAACAAGAGCUAGCUUCUAGAUGUUCUUCGCCUGAACAUACAUAUACAUAUAGAAGAAGCCACCUUCUAUCUGGCCUCUGUACCAGUAGUGGAGUGGCUUGCAACUUGAAAUCUGAAAAGGAAGAUUGAGCAAGGCAAGGGAGAAAGAAGUUGUCCCCUCUUCUCUGGUAACCCGCCGCCGGUCAUAUAGAGCGCGGAGCCCGCCACCGCAUAUGUAGAAAAAGAGGGAGCGGGGAAGGAAGAACAACCAUUUGGCUUUGGCACAUGAGGUGGCGGGUUUGGCUAGGUAACAUAAUGGAAAUGUAUCGGACUGCAAAUCCUGGAAUGAAUUAGAUGCAUAAAGUGGUAUCGAAGAAGAAAUUCCAUCAGCUGACAACCCAUCCUUUCUAUCUCGAUCUCUGAGCCCGAGGCCAACCAGACGAGAGGGACCGAUAAAGUAGCAGCAUUGCAAGAAAAGUCGCGCUUAAAGGGAGAGCCCUUCCCUCCUCUCGCGCUUAAAGCUCAGCUCUAGCUUUGUUUCUCACAUUCUACUAAUUGAAUCAGCUCUUAUUUAAUCAACUAAUUAGAACUAAUUACAUAGAUGAUCUGCCUGCUCCCUUACUUGAAGAACAUGAUUUCAAUUGAAAAUGAAAUCUUUAUUACAUUACAACAUUUCGAUUAACUCAUUUCGUAUAUAAUCACAGAACGCGCCUUGCGGCCCGCUUGCUUGGCCGGGCAGGUAGAUGAAGGUGAGAGGUUUCAAACGAAAGUGUUAAGAUUGGCUUGGUGUUCAGUGUACCUGUAAAGCCCAAGAGAAAAGGAACGUGGUUUUUUUUAAAGCGGCAUUCUCUCUUGACUCUAUCCCCAAAAUGGAAUCAUGGAAUUCUCGCUCGGAGCUGAAUGAAGGUAUUUCCUUUGGCUAGAUGGAGUGGAGUGACGCGAAGUUCCUUUCUAAAGUCUUUUUUUUUGAAGCCUCGUUUUUGCUCGUAAUUCGUGGAGGGUCGUGGAAGAAUUAAUUGGGUUCGAUUCCCAUUAUACGCGAUGUGGCGAAAAAGACUGAUUCAACGAGAUACCAUGCCUGCAUUAAGAUUUAAAACGUGUCGUCUACUUCCAGGAAAUGUUCGGAACAGAGAACUUUCUCUAAUACAACGCCGCAUUCUCCGAAGAUUGAGGAACAAGAGGAGAUCCAUUAAAAGAAAUCUUUCUCUGAGAGAAAAUCGAAACAGUAACAUCAAAUCACAAACUACACGAAAGUUGCCCCUUUAUUAUUGGGAUUUACCCAUAAGGGAGAUGCACAGAGGAAGAGAACGAACUUCAUAUAUCCCUUUUCUACUCAAUCAAGAAACAAGAUCGGACGUGAUUCCGGUUCGUCUCCAUUUUAGUGACACUCUUCCUCAAGCAAGGCAGCCGAUAAGUCAUCGAAGGGUUUGUGUGAAUAAUAGAGUGGUAAGCAUUACUCAUUUGAAAGUUUCCCACGGUGAUCUAAUAUCUUUUCAAGAAAAUUACGCGAGAACCCGCGGUGAAGAAAUAAGGAGAU
This is a messenger RNA of Elaeis guineensis (African oil palm), 1745 nucleotides long. The record is from RefSeq and is a predicted model, not a curated record. Lineage: Eukaryota; Viridiplantae; Streptophyta; Magnoliopsida; Arecales; Arecaceae.